Messenger RNA from Brassica napus (rape), 903 nucleotides. Its product is annotated as B3 domain-containing protein REM7-like. The coding region runs from base 1 to 903 and encodes 300 amino acids. Lineage: Eukaryota; Viridiplantae; Streptophyta; Magnoliopsida; Brassicales; Brassicaceae. Gene Ontology annotation, molecular function: DNA binding. The record is from RefSeq and is a predicted model, not a curated record. The transcript has 6 exons.
AUGACAUCGGGAGAUCAAGAAAUCUUGAUUUCUCUGGAUCAUGACUCUCAGGGUUUCACCAUUGCAAGAGCUGGAGAUAACGUAGCAAUAGCGUUCCAAGAAACUGAUGCAUAUCAAAUGGCGAUUCCACAUGAACCUCAUUUCUUUAAGCCUCUGCUUCCUGGUUUCCACAGUGGCGUCACAAUACCACUUGCCUUCUUCUCAAAGCACAUAGAAGGGAAGAUGAACCAGAAAACAUGGAAACUAAGAUCAGACGCUUCAGAUCAAACUUGGGAAGUGAUACUAGAAGGCAGGACACUCACCGGAGGUUGGAAAGAUUUCACCACAGCACAUGACCUUCAAAUCGGUGACCUUGUGAUCUUCAAACACGAAGGAGACAUGGUGUUUCAUGUGACUCCUUUUGGUCCUAGCUGUUGUGAGAUUCAGUAUACACAUCCUCACAUCAUCAAGGAAGAAGCCGACUCCGGUGAUGCUGAUGACAAUGAGAUUAGAGGAACAGUGGCAAUGUCUUCUUUCUCAUACGACUUCUGUUUUUUGGCUGAGGUCACUGCUUCAAAUCUAAAAGCAGACAAACUUUAUCUUCCUAAGCGAGCUACUAGUUCUACUGCUUUGAACAAACAAUGCCAAGAGAUGAUACUAGUGAACAAAGAGGGAAACUCAUGGACUGCGAGUUUGCGAUUUAGCAAAUCAGGCGGCAUGUAUUACAUCACAAGGGGCUGGGGAAAGUUCUGUCGUGAUAACAGAUGCGACAUAGGAGACUUAUUUGUCUUCAAUCUGGUUGGAGAUGGGAAAACUACUCCCUUGUUGUGUGUAUGCCCGGAAAGUAAAGAGUGUUCUGAACUACUGAGCAAACACUUGAGCAGAAAGCGUGGUGAUAUUGCUUCAAGCUCACGGGUGAAUUAG